CUGGUGUGCCUUCUUAAUAUUGAUACGUUUAGUCUAUGAUUCGUGACCGAGAAUCGAGAUCGGAAACUGCUCGGAGUAGAAACAGGCAUCAACUAGUUCGACCUUAAAAGUCAUUUGGCGUUGACGAUUUAUUCACAUUUUGUAGGCAAAAAUCUGUGAUAAUUCGGUUACGUGUACUUCCAGCUGAAAUAACAUGUCGGAUACGAGACGACGACGAAAAUCUAAUCAGUCUUGUGGUUCAGAUGACCUCUCGGACUCUUGUGAAGAAUUAAACGCAACGAAAGAAACCCAGAGCAGCGAACAAACUGAUGGUCAUCAGGAUUCAGAAUGUGAUAUUUAUCCUUCUGAUUCUGAUGCUGAAUCACAAGAUGGUGCAUUACGGGAAAGCGGUGAUGGCCAAGAAGAGGAGAAACCACAGAAGAAGUUGGAUGAUGAUGAAGAUAGACGUAAUCCACAAUAUAUUCCUAAGAGAGGAACAUUUUAUGAGCAUGAUGAUAGAACUACUGAUGAAGUAACAGAUAGUGCUGCUGAGUCACAAAAUGAGAGAGAAACCAAAGAAAAGAAAGUGUGGAAAGAUAAAGAAGAUAAGUGGGAUCAUGACCGAUAUAAUGAUGAGGAACAGGCACCAAAGAGCCAUGAAGAAUUAAUAGCUGUUUAUGGUUAUGAUAUAAGAAAUGAAGAGGGUCCACCCAGAGCUAGAAGAAGAAGAAGAUAUGGUCGUGGUCCUAAUAAGUAUACACGUAAUUGGGAAGAUGAAGAUGCAUAUGGAAAACCUGGAAGUAAUGUAUCGAGUAGAAAUAGAAGGUUUAAUAGAAGUGGUGAAGAUUUUCCUGCUUUAGGAACAAAUAAAAAUGCUUCCACACAUGUAGAAGAACCAGUAAUCUCAUCAGCUUGGUAUAGUAGUAAAAAUAAAUCACAGAGUAAAGUACAAAAUUUUCCACCUCUACAAGCUCAGAGUGAUAGCCCAAAAACAAAAUCUAACAAUACAUCUAAUACUCAUACGAAUGAAAAUAAAGCUCCUAAUGAGCCAACAAAUCCAGCGUGGAAAAAGGAUACUAGACAUUCACCUCAUACACAGAGUAGUAAUGGAAAUAGUGGUGCUGGUGGUGAUGCAGAUAAAUUAGUUAAUACAAAAACAUCUCCAAGAGAUAACAACAAGAGGAACAUUCAAGAGUCUGUAAGCUUGGCAGCGAGUAGAACUCGUGGACGUGGAUUCAGAACAAACGCUAAUAACAAUAUGGUCACUAAUAGAACGGUUGAGACCAAACCAAAGGGACGUGGUGCAGGACCAAUUACUGCUGAGAACAGAAGAAAUAAUACUACACAAAAUGAUGAUGAACAACAAAUUACUCAUGAUAUGAAACAUGUUAACAUUAAUGAUGGCACUCAAUAUCAUCAGAGUGCAAGACAUAACAAAAACUUCUAUGGACAAUCUUCAGUGCAACAGAGGUCAGGGACAGUACCUCCAAGAAUGCAACAACAAUCUCAUUCACAACAGCAACAGCAAUCACAACAGCAGCAACAACAGUCUAUUCAGCAACAGCAAGAUGGUUCUGCUAAUAGGCCAAAGCGUUAUUCCAGUUUACGGCAGCGACCGACUAUUUCGGAUAAUCCAGGUCAACAAACUUAUCCACCACAACAUGGGCAACAUGGGCAACACAGUCAACACAAUCAACACAAUCAACACAAUCAACAUAAUCAGCACAACCAACAUAGUCAACACGGUCAGCAUGGAUAUUUCCCUCCUCAAGGGUAUCCGCAAGGUCAUUUUGAACAAUCCACACCUGUUGCCACUGCAGCAGCACCUAUGGCUGGGCAACCUGUGAUCCCUAUACCACCUAAUGGUCAACCUGCAAGCUAUGCUCCACCACCAUUUUUAGUACCUCCACCACAGUUUAUUUCCCCACAGGCUGCACCUCCUAGUAUAAUUAAUUAUGUUCCUGGUCCGAAUGGACCAGCAUUUCAACCAAACUUCCAAGGUUAUCAAGGGUAUAGUCCACCAGUGCAGCCACAGCGUCCUCCACCACCACAAGAAUUGUUUCAACCACAAGGUUGUACUUAUUAUAGUCCAGCACAACAACAACAACAACAACAACAAUCGGCUCCACUGAGACGACCGAAGGCAGCUAUUCCAAUACUUCCACCACCGGAAAAUCAACAUCAGACCGGUCGAGGAAGAGGUAGAAAUACACAACAGCAACAAACUAAUCAACCCGGAAAUACUCAACAGACUGAACAAGAAGUUAAAAUUGAUUCGGUUGAAGGUGAUCAAAAGAUUGUGCCCGAACAGUUUGAUAACUCGCAAGUCGAAGACGUUUCAGAAGUUCAAGAAACACAAAAAGUUGAAGAUUUAAGUGCAAUAACAGAUACUGUGGUUGAGAAUACCGAGAAAGAUAUUAAAAAUCUUGAUAAAGAUGCACCUGUGAAUUUAGAAGAUACAACUACAGAUCAGAUACAGUUAGAUGAUAUAAGUGCUAAUGAUUUAUCGAAGGUUACUAUCAAUGAACAAGAUAUUAUUCCGCUUAAAUCUCCGCAAGCAGUCAUUGAAGAGACUGAAAAUGAUUCAAACAUAAUUGAAAGCACCACGACUGAAAGUACAGCUGUUGAAGAAGCAGCAGCUUGAAAAAAUAUC
Eufriesea mexicana is the source of this 2632-nucleotide messenger RNA. RefSeq names its product CASC3 exon junction complex subunit (gene btz). Gene Ontology annotation, molecular function: mRNA binding. Gene Ontology annotation, cellular component: exon-exon junction complex. The coding region runs from base 194 to 2623 and encodes 809 amino acids. Lineage: Eukaryota; Metazoa; Arthropoda; Insecta; Hymenoptera; Apidae. The transcript has 7 exons. Gene Ontology annotation, biological process: mRNA processing. The record is from RefSeq and is a predicted model, not a curated record.